AUGUUGUGGCUGUCCCCAGCCAUCGCCGCCGCCUCGCCGCCUGCCACUUCCGACUGUGUGGGCUUGGUGUGCGUCCUCAAGGCCACCAACUCGACCUGGGCCGGCGGCGGCCUCUCGGCGUCUCUCGCGCUCUUCGACACUGCCCGCCGCUCCGGCUUGGGUUGGGGUUCGAGGGCGUCUCUCCACCUGACGGCCGCGGCGGAGCUCCCGCACGUGGCGGCAGGCGCCCACGCCUUCGAAGGCGACGCCACGUGGGACGAGUACGGGCAAGAAUUGUCUAUCGACGGCGGCACCUGGCACGCAUACGCCUCGGCGUUGUCACCGGCGACGCUCCUGCUGCACCUGCGGCUUCCGCCGGCCGCGUCGGCCGGCUUCCACGCCCUCUCGUGGCAGCGUCCGCUCCCGCGCGGCGAGCUAGCGCGCUUCGCCGAGGCGGCGGCCAUGCUGGCGGCGGGAGAGGCGGCGGCGGCUGGUUCGCUCGGCCCUCCCGGUCGCACCGUGCUGCUGCAAGACCUGAGCGGAGGGCUGUGCCUGCUCUCUUCCCCGUCCUCCGCCGACGACGAAGGCGGCGACACCGCCGCCGGACGCGCCUCGGCGCCGACUCUUGGCGAUUGCGCUUCGCCUGAGGCGGUGUGGCAGGUCGGCGCCGGCGCUGCAGAGGCGACGCGCGAGCUGCGCGCCAAGCCGCUUGCGCUCGGCAAGUGCGGCUCGCUGGGCACGCGCCGCUGGGAGCUGUCGGAAGGGGGGCGGCUCUCGGCGCGUGCGGUCUCGUCCUCGCGGCUGCGCUUCUGCGUGCGCGUCGCUCGGCCGAGCGAUGAGGAGGGGGCGAGGGCGUGGGCUGCGUGCGUGGCGCGCCCUGCGUGCGCCGACGCCGGGGAGGUCGGCCUCUGCUGCCCGGACCAGGAGGGGGUGCGGCGGGAGUGCUGCGACGACGCUGCGGCGCCGCCGCUGCCCGCCGCGCUCGAGACGGCUUCGUGUGACGACGAGGCGGCGGCGGCGCUCGAGGCGUUGCACGCCGCCGCCGCCGCGGUGCAGAGCGGCUCGCGCACGGUCGGGUCGCUGACGGAGCAGCUCGACGCGCUGACUGAGGAGAGCGCCGGCGCGAGGGCGGUAACGGAGCGGCUGUCUGCGGAGGCGGCCGCCCUCGAGGCUCGCGUGGGGGAGGCGGAGGCGGCGGAGGCGCGAGCGCGCUCAAGGCUCGCUGACGAGCAGGCAGAGCUCGGCCGCCGCGAGGUCCUCCGCCGGCUUGGCUGA
This is a messenger RNA of Emiliania huxleyi CCMP1516, 1254 nucleotides long. RefSeq lists its product as hypothetical. The record is from RefSeq and is a predicted model, not a curated record. NCBI's taxonomy places the organism in Eukaryota, Haptophyta, Isochrysidales, Noelaerhabdaceae. The transcript has 5 exons. The coding region runs from base 1 to 1254 and encodes 417 amino acids.